Sesamum indicum (sesame) is the source of this 1651-nucleotide messenger RNA. It is a transcript of the gene NAC070, whose product is annotated as NAC domain containing protein 70. NCBI's taxonomy places the organism in Eukaryota, Viridiplantae, Streptophyta, Magnoliopsida, Lamiales, Pedaliaceae. Gene Ontology annotation, biological process: regulation of DNA-templated transcription. Gene Ontology annotation, molecular function: DNA binding. The record is from RefSeq and is a predicted model, not a curated record.
AGGUAUAUUAAUUGGAUUCUGAUGAUGAUGAUGAGAAUUAGAAAUUAUUAGAAAGAGAUCGAUCGAGAGAGUCAGGAGCUUGCGGGUGCGCGGGUGCAUGCACCUUAAUUAAUGCUAAUAGCUGCAGCAGGCAGUUUGUGUAACUAGCUAGCUGAUAUGGCUGCCGGAGGUUCAUCUGGAGGUGGUGGAGUUCCCCCAGGAUUCAGGUUUCACCCGACGGACGAGGAGCUUCUGCACUUCUACUUGAAGAAGAAAGUUUCAUUUCAGAAGUUUGACAUGGAGGUCAUAAGGGAAGUGGAUUUGAAUAAGAUAGAACCCUGGGAGCUACAAGAGAGGUGUAAGAUCGGGUCAACCCCACAAAACGAAUGGUACUUUUUCAGCCACAAAGACAGAAAAUAUCCAACAGGUUCGCGGACAAACAGGGCCACAAGUGCGGGAUUCUGGAAAGCUACAGGCAGGGACAAAUGCAUAAGGAACAGCUUCAAGAAGAUUGGAAUGAGGAAAACCCUUGUUUUCUACCGUGGUAGAGCUCCUCACGGCCAAAAGACUGAUUGGAUUAUGCAUGAAUACAGGCUUGAAGAUUCUGAUAAUGAUCCUCAGCCCACUGAGGAUGGAUGGGUUGUUUGUCGAGUAUUCAAGAAGAAGAAUCUAUUCAAAGUUGGGAAUAAUGAAGGUGGAAGCCACAUUAAUGGUGGGAUGAGCACGAUGAACAGUUGCGAUCAGCUCAACAUGAGCAGUGUCAGUGCAUCAACCAGCUGCACCCAAUCUCGAUCCCUCGUCACACAAAGAAACAACAAUGCUAGUAUUAAUCAGUAUUUGCUGCAUCCACACCACGCUGAUCUUAACUAUUCCCACAUCCCAGUGCCCCCUCAUCAUCAAUAUCCACAACUUGAAGCCCAGAAUUUCAUUUCCACCCACAACCACAUUAAGCCAUUAAUGUUGACGUCUACCACCAGUAAUUACGAUCAUCAUCUCAAUUUAUCAGCUCUUCCUUCUACAACGUCUACAGAUUAUGACCAUCACCAGUCCUCUGCUGUGAUCACGAGUAUGCAGGUAAAACAGUUCAUGUCGUCCAACGCCAACACCAGCACCAGAGAUGAUUGUGAGAGCGCAAGUCCAGCACCUGCUUACCAAGCUUCUUGCGAGCCCGGAUUAGAGUGCAAUCAAUCGUCUCAACCCAUGGUACCCAGGGAUGAUCAGAAUUUGAACGACUGGGAUCGCCUUGUAAUUACUACUUCUCACCAUCAGGACGCAAAUCCCACCUCCUCCCUCAACCAAAUCAAUCCAUUAUCUCUCCGAAGUGAGAUGGACUUCUGGGCUUAUGGCAAGUAGUGCUUUCUUCAUUUACACGCUCUCCAAAUUUCCGUUGAUGGCAAGGAACCAAAACUAAAAAGUCGUUUACAUGGUCGUUUAACAUUAUGUGCUCUAUUUUUUCUUUUUCUUUUUUUGUAUUUAAUUCGAUUGGAUCAUAUGGUUAUUUGAUAAUGCUGUGAUAAAGGUCCUAAGUUGUUACAUUCUUUAACUAGUGUACUUUGCAUUCCAACCUCCUGCAAUAUAAACACUAUAUUAUUUGAAAAUUUCAGGAAUCCUAUAAAAUCGUUCCACUAUAUAAUAAAUUAUCUCUUACCUUUCGAAGAAAGUAACGAAUUAA